UUUCGUGCUCAGAUGUAGAAAACAAACAAACAAACAAACAAAAAAAAGAUCACGCUCAGCUGCGAGCUGCCGUCAAAGCCGGGAAGUCACGUUACGUCCAGCUUCUUCCGGUAUGUGGACAGCGGCCCCUCCCACCGGACUCGUCCCAAUCAACGACACCUGAGUCUAUCUGCGCCUCAACGUCUCGUCGUCCGCCAGAAGCCGUCAAAGGCGAAAGAAACAAAAGCGGGUCAUGUUUGUCAAACUACAACAAAUGAAAUAAUUCAUCGUUCCGCGUUGAAACGCCAACCCGGAAGAAGGUGCGCACUCCUCACCAACACGCUCGUCAGAGUUUCUGCUGUUGUUGGCGGCGUUGGCGCGAUGUCCAAGAAGUCAGGAAGUCGCCCGUGCGAGACGGAGGUCCCGGUGGACGCAUCCAUCAUCCGGAUCCCGCCUCACCACUACAUCCAUGUGCUGGACCAGAACAGCAACAUCGCCCGCGUGGAGAUCGGACCGCAGACUUACUACCGCCAGGACAACGAAAGGGUUCUGUUCGCCCCGGUGCGAAUGGUCAUGGUGCCCCCGCGCCACUACUGCGUGGUGGUCAACCCGGUGGCCUGCGAUGACAACGGCCGGGUUCUGUUCGACGGCUCGGGCCAGGCAAAACUGAGGCACGCCGACCUCGAGAUCCGCCUCACCAGGGAUCCCUUCCCGCUACACCCCGGAGAGGAGAUCCAGCAGGAUGUGACCCCCCUGCAGGUGGUGUACCCCAACACAGCGCUCCGUCUGCAGGCGCUGCUCGACUUCCUGGACGGCGGCGAAAAGCGCGUGGCGGGAGACGAGUGGCUCUUUGAGGGGCCCGGCACGUACAUCCCGAGGAAGGAGGCGGUUGUCCUGGAGACCAUCAAGGCCACGGUGAUUGGUGAGAAUCAGGCCAUACGGCUGCGAGCGCGCAAAGAGGGAGUCGACCGCGGGGGCGUACGCCGUGUCACAGGUGAGGAGUGGCUGGUGAGCAAGGUGGGCGCGUACCUGCCCGGCGCCCACGAGGAAGUCAUCGACAUCGUCAACGCCUUCAUCCUGACGGACAAGAAAGCACUUCACGUGCGUGCCCUUCGACCUUUUCGCGACGCGGGUGGUCACGACCGUCGCACCGGCGAAGAGUGGCUGGUGACCCUGGACGACCGCGAGGCUCACGUGCCGUCGGUGGCAGAGGAAGUGGUGGGCGUGGUCCACGUCACCACGCUCAGCACGCGCCAGUAUUGCGUCGUCUUGGACCCGGUCGGACCCGACGGGAAACCUCAGCUAGGCCAGAAGAGGGUGGUCAAGGGGGAGCGUUCAUUCUUCCUGCAGCCUGGCGAGCUUCUGGAACGAGGAAUUCAGGACGUCUUUGUGCUGUCUGAAGAAGAGGGGCUGGUGCUGCGCGCCAUCGAGCCCUUCACCGACACCCAGGAGGACGCAGCCUUGGUUGUUUUGCCGCAAAGUCCAAAGCGCAAACGCGCUGCUCAGCGCGAGGAGGCGGAGCCCGAGCAGGAAGAGCAGGGGGAGCCGGAGCGCAGCAAGCGUCGGCGUCACGGCGCUGUCCUACGUCGCCCCGGCGACCGCUGGAUGCUACGAGGACCCAUAGAGUACGUGCCCCCCUCCCAGGUGGAAGUCGUGCUCAGGCGCCAGGCCAUCCCGCUGGACGAGAACGAGGGGAUCUACGUGAGGGACAUCAAGAGCGGGAAGGUGCGCGCCGUGAUCGGUCAGACGUACAUGCUGACCCAGGACGAGGAGCUGUGGCCCAAGGAGCUCCCCGCCAACGUGGAGGCCCUGCUGGCAUCCCCCCGAGACCCCCUGGCCGACCGCUCCGACCACCGGAGAGCGAGCGAGGAGGGGAGGGCCGCGCCGCGGGACAAGACGCAGGUGGUCUCCUUCAGGGUCCCGCACAACGCGGCUGUCCAGGUGUACGACUACCGUGAGAAGAGGGCCCGGGUGGUCUUCGGGCCCGAGCGGGUCAUGCUGGGGCCCGACGAGCAGUUCACCGUGCUGUCGCUGUCCGGCGACCGGCCCAAACGGGGGAACGUCAUCAAGGCCGUCUGCCUCCUGCUCGGACCCGACUUCUUCACCGACAUCAUCACCAUCGAGACUGCCGACCACGCCCGCCUGCAGCUGCAGCUCUCCUACAACUGGCACUUUGACGUGAAGCCCCCCGUGGACCCGGCGGAGGCCGCUGCCCUCUUCUCGGUGCCGGACUUUGUGGGCGACGCCUGCAAGGCCAUCGCGUCGCGGGUUCGAGGCGCCGUCGCCUCCGUGCAGUUCGACGACUUCCACAAGAACUCCAACCGCAUCAUCUGCUCGGCCGUGUUCGGCUUCGACGAGAAGCUGGCGGUGCGGCCCAGUCUCCGCUUCCACCAGAACCGGCUGGUCAUCAGCAGCGUGGACAUCCAGUCGGUGGAACCCGUGGACCAGCGCACGCGAGACGCCCUGCAGAAAAGCGUUCAGCUCGCCAUCGAGAUCACCACCAACUCCCAGGAGGCCGCGGCCAGACACGAAGCCGAGCGUCUGGAGCAGGAAGCUCGCGGGAAGCUCGAGCGGCAGAAGAUCACCGACCAGGCGGAGGCCGAGCGGGCCAGGAAGGAGCUCCUGGAACUGGAGGCCCUCAGCGCCACCGUGGAGAGCACCGGCGCCGCCAAAGCCGAAGCUCAGUCCCGCGCCGAGGCGGCCCGCAUCCAGGGCGAGGCGGCGGUCCACGAGGCCAAGCUGAAGGCCGAGGCUCAGCGCAUCGAGGCGGAGGCCGAGCUGGAGCGGUUGGCCAAGGCUCGCCAGCAGGAGCUGAGCUACAGGAAGCAGAUGGACCAACUGGAGGUGGAGAAGCAGGAGCGACUCGCCAACAUCGAGAGCGAACGCUUCCGCCAGCUCGUCGGCAGCCUGGGCAGCGACACGCUGGCGGAGAUGGCGCGCGCCGGACCCGAGCUGCAGGUGAAAAUGCUUCAAGCGCUCGGCCUCAAGUCCACGCUCAUCACGGACGGCUCCUCCCCCAUCAAUCUCUUCACCACCGCCAACGGCCUGCUGGGGGCGCUGCCCUCGGCCGCCCAGUGACCGCCGGAACAUGAACGAAUGCCACCGGAACAGGAAGUAGAAACCCUUUGAUAGCGAUGACAGCAAAAAUAUUAAAUCCAUCACCAAAAAUUAUGCAAAUGUUUCAAAAUACAGAAGAAUAUCGUACACUGCUUGUACCUUUCUGUUAAUUGUGUCUAGAAAAUUAAAUAAAUCAAACGUGCAAAGUG
Phyllopteryx taeniolatus (common seadragon) is the source of this 3245-nucleotide messenger RNA. It is a transcript of the gene mvp, whose product is annotated as major vault protein. Gene Ontology annotation, molecular function: protein binding. The coding region runs from base 361 to 3057 and encodes 898 amino acids. The record is from RefSeq and is a predicted model, not a curated record. Lineage: Eukaryota; Metazoa; Chordata; Actinopteri; Syngnathiformes; Syngnathidae. The transcript has 18 exons. Gene Ontology annotation, cellular component: cytoplasm; nucleus.